Messenger RNA from Metopolophium dirhodum (rose-grain aphid), 5487 nucleotides. RefSeq names its product disks large homolog 5-like. NCBI's taxonomy places the organism in Eukaryota, Metazoa, Arthropoda, Insecta, Hemiptera, Aphididae. The transcript has 20 exons. The record is from RefSeq and is a predicted model, not a curated record. Gene Ontology annotation, molecular function: protein binding. The coding region runs from base 266 to 4969 and encodes 1567 amino acids.
CUAAACCUCAAAAUCAUUUUUAUAUAUUAUUACUAUCGGCCUAAAUCGUAAAAGUCGUAUAUCCAAAAUGGUAAAUUUUACAGGACAAGAAAACAAAGUUACAAACAUUUUGUCGGCCUAAUUCCCUAAUUCACAAAGUCAUGGAUAAAUUCAGCACAUCCCGUUAUAAACUCAUAACUCAUAACACAAUUAACAUGAAAUUUUCUAAGCUAAAAACAUAAAAAGGAUUCUGACGGUUCUGUGAUUUUGGACUAAAUAUAUUAAAAUGUCGUCAAAUAGUACUUUUGAAGAUUCUAAAAAUACUGAUAUGCUUACUCGAAGUUGUUCAGAUCGAAGUAAUGACCGAAAUCGAGACGCUUAUAGUAACCGUGAACGAGGUUAUGAUCAAUUAAAGCAACAAUGUGAUAAAGCAAUGCAUGAUUUAAUGAUGUUGAAAAGACAACACGGAGAAACAGUGCAAAGAUACGAUCAGACAAGAACAGAAUUAGAAUAUUAUCGUGGUCAAAAUCAAGUUGCGAUUAAUGAAAUCGAACUGGUUGCCCAAGGAUCAUCAUCAUUUGGUGCUAAACAAGCUGCCACAAAACAAAUUUUGAAUAGAUCCAAACAGGAUAUCCCUGAAGACGAUACAGCAAGUAGUGAUUCGCUUAAUGAUCACUUCAUGUCAUAUGAUUCAAGGCUAGAAGAUUAUGCAGCUUUGAGAAAAGUAUAUGAAGACUUGCACACUACGUAUUCAGCAGCUGUUGAUAAAAUGGACAUGAUGAAAGAUGAAAUUAAUCAACUAAAAAAACAAUGUAAUGAAUUAUUUAAAGAACGGGAUAUUGCUUUUCGAGAAAGAGAUAGUUCAAAACAACAGUGUACAGCUGCUAUACGUCGAUGGAAUUUAACACUUCAAGAACGUGAUUAUCUUCAAGAAACUAUACAUAUAGUUCAACAACAACAUGAAGAAGCAGUCAAAGAGAUGAAAGCUGCCGUUGCUUAUAGUGUAAAAAGUAGUACAGAACUUAAAGAAUUGAAUAAAGCUCAUGAUGAUGAUGUUAAAGAAUAUAGACUUAUUAUGAGUGAGCGCGAUAGUGUUCAUAAUGAACUCGAAAAGCUCUCUAAAGAAUUAUCUCAAGCUUACUACAAAAAUAAAUCAUUGGAAAAUGAAAUAAAAUCUUGUAGAGAUGAAAAAAAAACUCUACAAUUGCACUUUGAAUCAUUAAAACGUGAAUUAUCAUCAGCAUUACACGAUCGUGAUAAAGCACUUAAAGAAUGUAAUGUUUAUCAGGAAAGAUUUGGCGAGAUAACAGCUAAAAAUGAAUCUCAAAGAGAAUUUAAGAGUUACUUAUAUCAUGGCUUAAGUAAAGAAAUAGAAAAUAGAAAAGAUUCACCAGAAAAAGUAGCUUCUUUAGAUUUAUUUAACUCUUGUCAAAAAGAACGUAUCGAUAAUCUAGAUCAAGCAAAUCAGGAAAUUGAACGCUUAAGAAAAUUAUCUGAUAAAUAUCAUAAUGAAUUAGAAGAGUCUUUAGACGAAGCGGAAGUAUCUAAAAGACGCCGUGAUUGGGCUUUUAGUGAACGCGAUAAAAUUGUGUUAGAGCGUGAAAGUAUACGAACCCUCUGUGACAGUUUAAGAAAACAGCGCGAUGAUGCUGUAGGCAAGUUAGCGCGUGCUAUUAGAGACUGUGAUGAUAUAAUGAAACAAAAAAAUGAUACUGCUAAAGAACUCAGUGUUAUCAAGGAAAAAAUGGAAGCUCAAUUAGAAAAAGAAGUUAAUUCACUACAAUUACAGGCUACAUGUCGUUACAGUCAAGUAUCUGCAAUAGAUACCGUCCAUCAAGACUGGGAUACAGAAGUAUUAAAUAUUGAUAUAGGUGUUCUAGGGACAAAUGAAGAUUUAGGGAUUGAUUUACUUGGUGGAAGAGAUGCUCCUUUGUGUCCCAACAAUAAUGCAAUUUAUAUAUCAUCUAUCAAUAAAGGAAGUGUUGCAGCAAGGAAAUUGAGAGUUAAUGAUUGUAUAUUAAGAUUGAAUAGCCUUGAUUGUACAUCAAUUAGUAAGCAAUUAGUUUUGGAGACUAUGAGAUCAUUAAGCAGUGCUACUUUGGUUGUAAGACGAAGAAAGCCUGCUUCCCCAUCUAGGAGUCUUUUCACAACUCAACUCGAUAUAAAUAAUUAUGAUCAUGGAAUCUCAUUGGAAACUGGUGUAUACAUUAGUAAAAUAGCACCUGGAUCAAUGGCUGCUAAAGAUGGAAAUUUAGAUGUUGGUGAUAGAGUAUUAAGUAUUAACAACACAACAGUAGAUAAUGUAAAACAUUCAAGAGAAGCUAUGCUAUUACUGUAUGAACCUGGUGAUGUAUUAACUAUUACAACUAUAAAAUCUACAUAUUGUGCUGGAAAUUGUGGUUCCGGUCCAAAUCGUGAUACUUAUAAAAAAUAUACUAAUAGUACAACACAAACAGAUAAAUCUAGUUAUUUAAUACAUCAAGAAUCUCAUCAAAAACCUCAAUAUAUUCAGUCAAGAAGAAUGAUGAUUAAUGUACCAGAAAAACCUCAUAGAAAUCCUUUACCUGUCAAUAAUUCUAUCUCCAAACGAGGUCAAGAAGAUGGUAUAGUAGAAUUAGAUCCUGUAAUUGAUGCUUUUAAAUCACAUCCUCCACCCCCCACUACUACUAAAUAUCCAAGUCAACAUAGAAAAUCUAAGGAAUUAGAUAAGAUUAAUGGCACUUGGCCAAAAGCUAGAAGUAUUCCUGUAAUUGAACAUGGAACUUGUACAGUAUUUCAUUCUCGUAAAAAUAAGGAACGUUUGCCAUUGCCUGUACUUUUAAAUAGAACUCCGUCUUGGUCAUCUCAAAAUAAUUCAAAAACUGAUACAUCUAUAGAUUUCUCUGUCAAAUCUGGUAAAGUUGGUAAAGAUGUGAUGGACUACUAUGUUAAAAAGAUAACUGGUAAAUAUAAAAAUAGCGAUACUGAAAGUAAUGCUGAGGAUAGCCUCACAGCAAGACCUACAUCACAUAAUAUGUAUGGACCACCAUCAACAAACGCUCAUCAUUUUCUCACUCCACAAGAUAGUAUAUAUUCUCAACCAUCUCCAUCUCAUAGUGGAGAAUCAAUGUUAUAUUGUUUUGAACCUCCUUACCGUCAUGUUUCUCAAUUUCAACACAGUAACUCUCCAUCGGUUGAUAUGAACUACAAUAGAUGUACAACUCGAUCACCUCAUCGCAUUAUGACUAAUAUUGGCUUUCAUAGUGAAGUUAUGCUUGAAUCUCAUCAAGGUUAUGAAGUAGGUACAUUUCCUAGAAAGAGUGAAACUCUUAGGCUCAGAAUACCUUCCAACCAUAGUGUGACUAGUAAAAGUAGUGGUGGUGCAGUUGGCUUAUCAACUGGGAGUAUUGAUGGAUCUGUAAGUAGUGAAAUAAGGGAUAGCCCAAUGCCUAAACAUAGAGUUGAAGUUCUUAAUCCUGGACAAAUACCUAUGCCUGCCAACAAGCGACAAUCGUUACCUGAAUAUGAUUGGUCAUCAAAAUAUUUCAAAAAUCCAUUACUAAGAGGUGUUGGAAGUGGUUCAUUAACUGUGGGGUUGAGAAACAUCAAAAUAGAGAAAUCAUCCGAACCUCUUGGAAUUAAUAUAUUUUCUGUUGACAGUAGUGGAGUUUUUAUAUCUUAUAUUACUGAACAUAGUAUGGCUUUCAAAGCAGGUCUUCAAGUCGGAGAUCAGAUAUUAGAAGUUUGUGGAAUAAACUUGAGAAGUGCAUCAUAUCAAUUAGCUGCAAAUGUUUUACGGCAGUGUGGAAACUCAGUAACCAUGCUAGUACAUUACAACUUAGAUAAAUACAAAGAGUUAAAAGGUACCAAAAGUUCAACAAGCAGCCAUUCAGAAACUUUAACACCGUGCAAUUCACAUACUGUUAAUAGAAUGUCUACAGGUUCUUCAGUUAUAACUCAUGACAUGGCCACAUUACAUUUGCAAAAGAGUGAUCUAAAUACAGAUAGUAAAAGCUUAAGAGCAUGUGAACCACGGUAUUUUAUUAUGGAGACAAGGAAAUGUAGUAACUUAGGAAUAAGCCUAGUUGGCGGUAAUGCUGUUGGAAUAUUUGUACAUAGUGUUAACUUAAAUUCAUUGGCGUAUAACGCAGGUUUACGAACUGGUGAUUGUAUACUUGAAUAUAAUGGAACAGAUUUAAGAGAAGCAACUGCUGAAGAAGCAGCUUUUGAGUUAGCAAAGCCAGCUAAAAAAGUCACAGUUCUAGCACAGUAUUUAAUUGAUAAAUACAAUGAAAUAAAGGAAAAACCCGGUGAUAGCUUUUUUAUACGAGCAUUGUUUGAUCGUAUAGUUGAUUUAAGUGAUGCUGGUAGUAAUUCUUCUCAGCUACAAUUUCGCAAAGAUGAUGUUCUGUAUGUAGAUAGCACAAUGUAUAAUGGUGUUCCGGGAAAUUGGCGAGCGUGGUUAGUUGAUCACAAUGGUUAUAAACAACAAGUUGGGAUUAUACCUAGCAAAUACAAAGUUGAAGAAGAACUUGUAAUUAGACAUAGUGGAGGUAAAUUAGAAGGUGAUACACAACGUCCAACAAGACUCAGUUUCUUUAAACGUAAAAAGCAUCAACGCAGCAGUUCCAAAGAAUUGGCUAGUUUUUCAAAUAUAAACUUGGGUUGGUAUAAUAGUGACUCUGGUACUUUACAUGAUGAUGCCAUUGUGAUGCCUUCUUACCAAAUGUUAAAUUUUGAACCAAGCAUUCUAACCACCGAAUUAGUUAAUUUAAAAUCCACUGAGCAAGUGAUCGAAUCUAAAGAGUCUCGAUCGUCUCACGAUAAAAUUUCUGCAAAAGCAGCAAAAGAAAUGUAUGAACAUGCAUUAAAGCUUGAAUCUGAAUCUAAUAACAUUUCAGCAGUUAUACCAGCUGGAGUUAAUGUGGCAAACACGUGUACAAAAAUUAAAGCUGCCGUUGACUUGGAAAAAAGCAAAACACUUUGGGUUCCUUCCCCAACUCCACUUUGAUAACAAGUGUUUAUGAAUCAUUGUUACAUCUAAAACAAAUUAGUUUUAAAAUUAUUAUUAUUAUUUCUAUUUUACUAAUUUGGGGAUUCCCUUUGAGUUUUAUAUUGAACAAUGUAUUGUAAACUAUUGUUGGUUGUUGGAUUAUUUUUUUAUAUGUAAUAAUUUUGUAUUUUAAUAUGUUAUUGCUUAUAAUCAGUGCUUGUAAGUUCAUGCAUUUAUAUAUAAAUCUUGCUAAGUUGUAUUUAAUGCUACAUGACAUAGAAAUCCAUUUCAAGGUACCAUGGUUAAACAUGUGAAGUUUUGUUUUGCAUGUUUUUGCAUAUUUAGAGGUUUUUUGCCUAUUGUUGGAAUAUUUAUGCAUAAUUCUAUUUUUAUCGGGCAUAUUAUACAUGUUUUUGAUAUUCCUAUUCAUACUAUUAUAUCAAUAUGCAUUUUUAUGGAAAUACUAUAAAAGUAUCAACAUUUGACAAAAAAAACGCGAUCGUUUAUAACUUUUCAUUAUAAUAUUAUAUUAAAUG